Molecule: messenger RNA, 936 nt
Organism: Botrytis byssoidea
Lineage: Eukaryota; Fungi; Ascomycota; Leotiomycetes; Helotiales; Sclerotiniaceae
Exons: 3
Coding region: 1-936 (311 amino acids)
Source: RefSeq, a predicted model, not a curated record
AUGUCUAACAACACCAUACCAACAGUCGAGGGGGGCAAGAGAAUAGUUUUCACAGGAGGUAGUGGAAAAGCAGGGCGCCAUGUUAUCCCAUAUUUACUCUCCAAAGGACACAAGGUCUUAAAUCUUGACCUGAUUCCAUUCCCCGAUCCAUCUGUUGAUGUAUACACACUCAAAACGGACCUCACAGAUUCAGGCCAAGUUUUCAAUGCCUUCACAUCCCAUUUCAACAUGUCCGGAUACUAUGAAGGACCGGUGCCUGGUCCUCCAGAUGUGGUCAUACAUUUUGCCGCCUAUGCCCGAAACAUGCUUGUACCUGACAGCGAACUCUUUCAAGCCAACACUCGUAGCACAUACAACGUCAUUGAAGCAGCUAGCAAACUUGGCGUGAAGAAGGUCAUAAUAGCUAGCUCCGAAACCGUGUAUGGGGUAUGUUUCGCACAAGGAGAUACCGAUUAUCAUUCCUUUCCUCUGGAGGAAGACUAUGAUGUUGAGCCCGAAGAUUCUUAUGCUCUAUCCAAGAUAUGUGGCGAGAAGACUGCUCGUACAUUUGCGAAACGGUUCAAGUCAGAUAUAUAUGCGUUGAGAAUCGGGAAUGUGAUUGAACCACAUGAGUAUAAAAGAGACUUUCCAGGUUUCAUGGAAGAUCCUAUGUGUAGGAAACGAAAUGCAUGGAGUUAUAUUGAUGCAAGGGAUUUGGGUCAAAUUUGUGAUUUGGCGAUCAAGAAAAAUGACCUAGGGUUUCAAGUCUUCAAUGCCACAAAUGAUGGCAUCACAAUACCUGGGGAAGAAAACACAGAAGAUUUUUUGAAGAGAGUUUGUCCAGGAACGAAGGCCACAAGAAAGUUGGGAGAGAGGGAAGCACCAUUGAGCAAUAGAAAGAUCAGAGAAGUAUUGGGAUUCAAGGAACUUCAUGACUGGCGCAAUUAUGUCAAUUAA